UUGCAGGUGUUCGCGUGGCAGAUUCUUCGCGAAUCAGUGACGGAUGAAGAGCUUCGCAAUGUGCAAAUCAGCUUACGUACAUUCCAUGGAGAGACGGCAUCUCACCUCCUCACCAGGCAGCUCCCUAAGAUUCGACUUGUGGUCGAGGCCACGAUGAAGUAUUUCAAGUGGGACUCACUUCCAGAGGAAAGUCAACUGAGCAAGGCAAAGCUCAUACUCAGUCAUUUGAAAAACAACGCCAAAGUUCGCAACUGGACGCUGCGUGAGGGCAGACCAAAUAGGUGA
This is a messenger RNA of Cylicostephanus goldi, 285 nucleotides long. The record is from the annotation of a GenBank genome assembly. Lineage: Eukaryota; Metazoa; Nematoda; Chromadorea; Rhabditida; Strongylidae.